Messenger RNA from Hippopotamus amphibius kiboko, 10410 nucleotides. Its product is annotated as filaggrin-like. Bases 90 to 9449 code for a protein of 3119 amino acids. Gene Ontology annotation, cellular component: cornified envelope; keratohyalin granule. Gene Ontology annotation, biological process: establishment of skin barrier. NCBI's taxonomy places the organism in Eukaryota, Metazoa, Chordata, Mammalia, Artiodactyla, Hippopotamidae. The transcript has 7 exons. Gene Ontology annotation, molecular function: transition metal ion binding; calcium ion binding; structural molecule activity. The record is from RefSeq and is a predicted model, not a curated record.
CCCAGACUUCAGCACCCAGCAAGCUCCUUCAGGCUACAUUCUACUUGCUCUUCUGGUGAAGGAAGGAAGUUCACCUAAACUUCCAAAAGAUGUCUACUCUCCUGGAAAACAUCAUUGCCAUCAUCAAACUAUUUCACGAAUAUUCAAAAACAGAUAAGGAGACUGAUACAUUGAGUAAAAAAGAGCUGAAGGAACUUCUGGAAGCAGAGUUUCAGCCAAUCCUGAAGAACCCAGAUGACCCAGAUACUGCUGAAGUCUUCAUGCAUAUCCUCGAUGUAGAUCGCAACAAGAAAAUAGACUUUACAGAGUUCUUUCUGAUGGUGUUCAAGCUGGCUCAAGCAUAUUAUGAUUAUACCUGGAGAAAGAAUUUUAAGACAUUAGGGAAAAAGCAGAAAAAGUAUAGACACCAUUAUGAAGAUGAAGAAAAUGAUACAGAAGAAGAGGAUAAAGAAGAAAGAAAAAGAAAGUGCAGUUCUUCAAGAAGUGAUGGAAAAAAGAAAGAUAGAUCAAAGAGCCCAACAGGAAAAGGAAAAACCAGACAUGAGUCUAGUUCUGGAAGAAAAGGAAGAAGAGGUGACAAAGCUACUUCUGGACACGGGCAUGGAUAUGGGAAGAAACAUCAUGAGUCAAGGAGGGAAAAGAAAAAAAGAGCAAGUUCUAAUGAACUAAAAGAAAGAAGUCACAUUUCAAGUGUUAGCCCCACCAGGAGAUAUGAAGAAAAAGAAGAAGAAUGUGGUUAUGAAAAUAAAGGCAGAGGAUGUGCAAAAUGGAGAGGAUCCGAGUGUGAGGACUCAUACAAAGUUUGUCAGGAAAAUGUGACUGUGGAUUUUCAAUCUGAUUACAGUACACACCAGGAAUCCAGUAUCAGCCAGGGCAGCAACAACAAAGGACAUAAACAAGAUUCAGGUAGACAAUCCGUGAUCGCUCAUGGAAGGUCUCCACCCAGGUCAAAGAACCAAGAUAACUCUAACCAUGGCCAGUCAGGAGACAGCUCUAGGCACUCACAGUCACAUCAAGGGAGAACAGACAAAAACAGGAACAGGGAAUCUGUCCACGGAAAGUCAGGAUCGAACACUACACAAAGAGAGGGGAGCCACCAUGAGCAGAAAACAGACAGCUCCAGACGCUCUGGAACUGGACAUGGAUGCACAUCUACUGGGUUCGGAAGUGGUAGACACAGGGAAACCAGUGUUGGUCAGGCCAGUGACAGCGAAGGACAAUCAGAAGAUUCAUGUAGACAUUCUGGAACCACUCAUGGAAGGUAUGCGUCCAGCUCAAGGAACCAACAUGGGUCGUCCCAGGGCCAGGCACAAGGCAAUUCUCGUCACUCCACGUCACAUGAGGGGCGCACAGACACAAAAAGGCAGAGAGAAUCUGUGCACACAGACUCAGAAGCCAGCACUAGCCACAGACAGGAGCGCCACCAUGAGCAAGCAAGAGACGGCUCCAGACACUCCGGAACUGGACACGGACAAACCUCAACUGCAUCCGGAAGUGGCAGACACAGGGAAUCCAGUGUUGGCCAGUCUACUGAUAGCGAGGGACAUUCAGCAGAUUCAGGGAGACAGUCUGGGAGCUCUCAUGGAAGGUCUGCGUCCAGCUCAAGGAACCAACAUGGGUCGUCCCAGGCCCAGGCACAAGGCAGUUCUAGUCACUCAGGGUCGCAACAAGGGAGGACAGACACACAUAGGCAGAGAGAAUCUGUGCACGCAGACUCAGGAUCCAGCACUAGCCACAGACAGGGACACCACCAUGAGCAAGCAAGAGAUGGCUCCAGACACUCCGGAACUGGACAUGGACAAACCUCAACUGCAUCCGGAAGUGGCAGACACAGGGAAUCCAGUGUUGGCCAGUCUACUGAUAGCGAGGGACAUUCAGCAGAUUCAGGGAGACAUUCUGGGACCACCCACAGAAGGUCUGGGUCCACUUCAAGUUACCAACAUGGGUCUUCCCAGAGCCAGGCAGGAGGCAGCUCUACUCACUCCGGGUCGCAACAAGGGAGGAGAGACACACAUAGGCAGAGAGAAUCUGUGCACGCAGACUCAGGAGCCAGCACUAGCCACAGACAGGGGCGCCACCAUGAGCAAGCAACAGAGGGCUCCAGACACUCUGGAACUGGACAUGGACAAACCUCAGCUGCAUCCGGAAGCAGAGUACAGAGGGAAUCCAGUGUUGAUCAGGCCAGGGACAGCGAGGGACAGUCAGGAGAUUCACGGAGACAGUCUGUGACGUCACAUGGAAGGUCUGGGUCCAGCUCAAGGAACCAACAUGAGUCUUCCCAGGGCCAGGCAGGAGGCAGUUCUGGUCACUCGGGGUUGCAUCAAGGGCGCACAGACACACGGAGGCAGAGAGAAGUAGUCCACACAGACUCAGGUUCCAGCACUAGCCACAGACAGGGGCGCCACCAUGAGCAAGCAAGAGACGGCUCCAGACACUCGGGAACUGGACAUGGACAAACCUCAACUGCACCCGGAAGUGGCAGACACAGGGAAUCCAGUGUUGGCCAGGCCAGUGAUAGCGAGGGACAGUCAGGAGAUUCAGGGAGACAGUCUGGGACCUCUCAUGGAAGGUCUGCGUCCAGCUCAAGGAACCAACAUGGGUCGUCCCAGGGCCAGGCACAAGGCAGUUCUAGUCACUCAGGGUCGCAACAAGGGAGGACAGACACACAUAGGCAGAGAGAAUCUGUGCACGCAGACUCAGGAGCCAGCACUAGCCACAGACAGGGGCGCCACCAUGAGCAAGCAAGAGACGGCUCCAGACACUCCGGAACUGGACACGGACAAACCUCAAUUGCAUCUGGAAGUGGCAGACACAGGGAAUCCAGUGUUGGCCAGGCCAGUGAUAGCGAGGGACAGUCAGGAGAUUCAGGGAGACAGUCUGGGACCACCCGCAGAAGGUCUGGGUCCACUUCAAGUUACCAACAUGGGUCUUCCCAGAGCCAGGCAGGAGGCAGCUCUACUCACUCCAGGUCGCAACACCGGCAGACAGACACACGUAGGCAGAGAGAAUCUGUGCACGCAGACUCAGGAGCCAGCACUAGCCACAGACAGGGGCGCCACCAUGAGCAAGCAAGAGACGGCUCCAGACAGUCCGGAACUGGACACGGACAAACCUCAACUGCACCCGGAAGUGGCAGACACAGGGAAUCCAGUGUUGGCCAGUCCAGUGAUAGCGAGGCACAGUCAGGAGAUUCAGGGAGACAUUCUGGGACCACCCGCAGAAGGUCUGGGUCCACUUCAAGUUACCAACAUGGGUCUUCCCAGAGCCAGGCAGGAGGCAGCUCUACUCACUCCGGGUCGCAACAAGGGAGGAGAGACACACAUAGGCAGAGAGAAUCUGUGCAUGCAGACUCAGGAUCCAGCACUAGCCACAGACAGGGACGCCACCAUGAGCAAGCAAGAGACGGCUCCAGACAGUCCAGAACUGGACACGGACAAACCUCAACUGCACCCGGAAGUGGCAGACACAGGGGAUCCAGUGUUGGCCAGGCCAGUGACAGCGAAGGACAGUCAGGAGAUUCAGGGAGACAGUCUGGGACCUCUCAUGGAAGGUCUGCGUCCAGCUCAAGGAACCAACAUGGGUCGUCCCAGGCCCAGGCACAAGGCAGUUCUAGUCACUCAGGGUCGCAACAAGGGAGGACAGACACACAUAGGCAGAGAGAAUCUGUGCACGCAGACUCAGGAGCCAGCACUAGCCACAGACAGGAGCGCCACCAUGAGCAAGCAAGAGACGGCUCCAGACACUCCGGAACUGGACAUGGACAAACCUCAAUUGCAUCUGGAAGUGGCAGACACAGGGAAUCCAGUGUUGGCCAGGCCAGUGACAGCGAGGGACAGUCAGGAGAUUCAGGGAGACAGUCUGGGACCACCCGCAGAAGGUCUGGGUCCACUUCAAGUUACCAACAUGGGUCUUCCCAGAGCCAGGCAGGAGGCAGCUCUACUCACUCCAGGUCGCAACACCGGCAGACAGACACACGUAGGCAGAGAGAAUCUGUGCACGCAGACUCAGGAGCCAGCACUAGCCACAGACAGGGGCGCCACCAUGAGCAAGCAAGAGACGGCUCCAGACAGUCCGGAACUGGACACGGACAAACCUCAACUGCACCCGGAAGUGGCAGACACAGGGAAUCCAUUUUUGGCCAGUCCAGUGAUAGCGAGGCACAGUCAGGAGAUUCAGGGAGACAGUCUGGGACCACCCGCAGAAGGUCUGGGUCCACUUCAAGUUACCAACAUGGGUCUUCCCAGAGCCAGGCAGGAGGCAGCUCUACUCACUCCGAGUCGCAACACCGGCAGACAGACACACAUAGGCAGAGAGAAUCUGUGCACGCAGACUCAGGAUCCAGCACUAGCCACAGACAGGGACGCCACCAUGAGCAAGCAAGAGACGGCUCCAGACAGUCCAGAACUGGACACAGACAAACCUCAACUGCACCCGGAAGUGGCAGACACAGGGGAUCCAGUGUUGGCCAGUCCAGUGAUAGCGAGGGACAGUCAGGAGAUUCAGGGAGACAUUCUGGGACCACCCGCAGAAGGUCUGGGUCCACUUCAAGCUACCAACAUGCGUCUUCCCAGGGCCAGCCAGGAGGCAGUUCUAGUCACUCCGCAUCGCAUCAGGGGCGGACAGACACACAUGGGCAGAGAGAAUCUGUGCGUGCAGACUCAGGUUCCAGCACUAGCUACAGACAGGGGCGCCACCAUGAGCAAGCAAGAGACGGCUCCAGACACUCCGGAAGUGGACACGGACAAACCUCAACUGCAUCCGGAAGUGGCAGACACAGGGAAUCAAGUAUUAUUCAGGCUAGUGACACAGAAGGAGAUUCAGGUCGACAGCCUGUGACCACUCAAGGAUGGUCUGGUUUCUCUUCAAGGAACCAAAAUCCUGGUUCAGUGCACGGCUGGAGACAUGGCAGCUAUGGCAAUGCUGAUUAUGACUAUGGACAGUCAGGCUUUGGCCAUUCUGUUAACUGGAUUUAUAAAAAGAUGCCUAAACUCCUACAAAGCAUUGUCACUGUCAUCGAUAUUUUCUACCAAUAUGCCACCCAGGAUGGGGAGUGUGACAAGCUGAACAAGGCAGAACUGAAAGCACUUUUGAAAAAUGAGUUUGGUCAAAUUCUGAAGCAUCCAGAUGAUCCAGACACUGUAGAAACCAUCAUGCAAAAUCUGGAUCGGGACCAUAACAAGAAGAUUGAAUUUACUGAGUACCUUCUGAUGAUAUUCAAGCUGACUCAGGCUUGUAAGAAAAUCAUCAGCAAAGAUUACUGCCAAGCUUCAGGGUCAAAGCAAAAAGAUCACAGUCACCAGCACCAAGAGGAACAGAGUGAAACAGAAGAAGAGGAUGAAGGGCAAGAAUUGUCUUCUAGUCAUUCAAGUUGGAGUGAAGGAGAGAAUGAUUCCUAUUCCAGAGGCUCCAGAGGCAGCAUUAAACACAGGUCUGGGUCCAGCUCCAGAAGAAUAGGGCAUCAAGGAGGCUUGUCUAGUUCUGGGCACCGGCAAAGCUCUGGGGAAAGAAAGAGAGAGUCAAGUUCAGGCCACUUCAAGGAUAGUAAGAAAAGCAAGCAUGGCUCUCAUCAGUACAAAAGGUCUAGGAGUCAAGAAGCUGGUUAUACCCAUUCAAGUAACUGUAGAGAAAGAUCAAACUCAGCAAAUCAGUCAGGUACUUAUAGAGAACAAGGGCCUGUGUGCCACUCAGAGGAUCAGUCUUUCAGUUCUGACCAACACUGGUCUGAUUCAAAUGAAUCUUUAGGGAAUAGACAACAUAAGAAAAAAUCACGCCAGUCACUUAGUAAGCAGCAUCAUGGGUUCAUCUCAGAGAGUUGUGGAGGACAAGACCACUGGUCAUAUUCAAAUGAGCCCACUGGUUGUGAUCAAGGCUGUGGCUCAGGCCAGCCCUCCCAACAGAGACAGCAUGAAUCAAAUAAAGGAUAUCAAUCAGGAAAUUAUGAAGAACAAGGAUACUGUUCUAGUUCGAGUGAGGUAUCCAGUUACGGCCAGCACAGAUCAGGCUCAGGAUGGUCUUCUAGCUCUAUCCAACACGGAUCUGGAUCAGGUCAAUCCUCUGGCUAUGGACAACAUAGAUCUGGUUCAGGUCAGUCUUCUGGCUUUAGGCAGCAUGGAUCUGGCAUAGGUCAGUCCUCUAGCUAUGAACAACAUGGUUCUACUUCAGGACAGUCGCCAAGCUGUGGCCAACACGGAUCUAACUUAGGCCAGUCUUCCAGCUGUGGUCAACAUGGCUCAAGUCAGUCUUCUUGCCACAGCCGACCCAGGUCUGGCUCAAGUCAGUCUUCUCGCUGCAGCCAACAUAGAUCUGGCUCAAGUCAGUCUUCUCGCCGCAGCCAACACAGAUCUGGCUCAAGUCAGUCUUCUUGCCACAGCCAACAUGGAUCUGGCUCAGCUCAGUCUUCCAGCUUUGGUCAGCAUGAAUCUGGCUUAGGUCAGUCCUCUAGCUAUGAACAACAUGGUUCUACUUCAGGACAGUCACCAAGCUGUGGCCAACACGGAUCUAACUUAGGCCAGUCUUCCAGCUGUGGUCAACAUGGCUCAAGUCAGUCUUCUCGCCACAGCCAACACAGAUCUGGCUCAAGUCAGUCUUCUCGCCGCAGCCAACACAGAUCUGGCUCAAGUCAGUCUUCUCGCCGCAGCCAACAUGGAUCUGGCUCAGCUCAAUCUUCCAGCUUUGGUCAGCAUGAAUCUGGCUUAGGUCAGUCCUCUAGCUAUGAACAACAUGGUUCUACUUCAGGACAGUCGCCAAGCUGUGGCCAGCACGGAUCUAACUUAGGCCAGUCUACCAGCUGUGGUCAACAUGGCUCAAGUCAGUCUUCUCACCACAGCCGACCCAGGUCUGGCUCAAGUCAGUCUUCUCGCCACAGCCAACACAGGUCUGGCUCAAGGCAGUCCUCUUGCCACAGCCAACACAGAUCUGGCUCAAGUCAGUCUUCUCGCCGCAGCCAACACAGAUCUGGCUCAAGUCAGUCUUCUUGCCACAGCCAACAUGGAUCUGGCUCAGCUCAGUCUUCCAGCUUUGGUCAGCAUGAAUCUGGCUUAGGUCAGUCCUCUAGCUAUGAACAACAUGGUUCUACUUCAGGACAGUCGCCAAGCUGUGGCCAACACGGAUCUAACUUAGGCCAGUCUUCCAGCUGUGGUCAGCAUGGCUCAAGUCAGUCUUCAAGCCACAGCCGACACAGGUCUGGCUUGAGUCAGUCUUUUGGCUGCAGUCGACAUGGAUCUGCUGCAGGUCAGUCUUCCAGCUGUGGUCAACGUGGCUCAAAUCAACGUGGCUCAAGUCAGUGUUCUAGCCACAGCCAACAGAGGUCUGGCUCAAGUCAGUCUUCUCGCCGCAGCCAACACAGAUCUGGCUCAAGUCAGUCUUCUUGCCACAGCCAACAUGGAUCUGGCUCAGCUCAGUCUUCCAGCUUUGGUCAGCAUGAAUCUGGCUUAGGUCAGUCCUCUAGCUAUGAACAACAUGGUUCUACUUCAGGACAGUCACCAAGCUGUGGCCAACACGGAUCUAACUUAGGCCAGUCUUCCAGCUGUGGUCAACAUGGCUCAAGUCAGUCUUCUCGCCACAGCCGACCCAGGUCUGGCUCGAGUCAGUCUUCUGGCUGCAGUCGACAUGGAUCUGCUGCAGGUCAGUCUUCCAGCUGUGGUCAACAUGGCUCAAAUCAACGUGGCUCAAGUCAGUGUUCUAGCCACAGCCAACAGAGGUCUGGCUCAAGUCAGUCUUCUCGCCGCAGCCAACACAGAUCUGGCUCAAGUCAGUCUUCUUGCCACAGCCAACAUGGAUCUGGCUCAGCUCAGUCUUCCAGCUUUGGUCAGCAUGAAUCUGGCUUAGGUCAGUCCUCUAGCUAUGAACAACAUGGUUCUACUCCAGGACAGUCGCCAAGCUGUGGCCAACAUGGAUCUAACUUAGGUCAGUCUUCCAGCUGUGGUCAACAUGGCUCAAGUCAGUCUUCUAGCCACAGCCGACACAGAUCUGGCUCAAGUCAGUCCUCUCACCGCAGCCAACACAGAUCUGGCUCAAGUCAGUCCUCUCGCCGCAGCCGACAUGGAUCUGGCUUGGCUCAGUCUUCCAGCUUUGGUCAGCAUGGAUCUGGCUUAGGUCAGUCAUCAAGCUAUGGACAACACCAAUCUUCCAGGCAUGAAAAAUAUGGUUCUGCUUCAGGUCAGUCCUCCAACUUUGGACAAGAAAGGUCUGGCUCAGGUCAGUCUUCUAGUUGUGGUCAGCAUGGAUCUAGUUCAGGACAGUCUUCAAGCUUUGGUCAAUAUGGGUCUAGCUCAGGUAUAUCUUCUAGCUAUGGCCAACCUAGGUCUGGAGCAAGCCAAUCUUCCAGCUACAGCCAACACAGAUUUGGCUCUGGUCAGUCCUCUAGGUAUGACUGUUAUGGGUCCAGAUCUGGUCAGUCUUCUAGCUUUGGGCAACAUGGGUCUAACCCAGGAGAAUCUUCUGCCUUUGAGCACAGAUCUAGCUUAGGUCAAUCAUUAAGCUCCAAACAGCAUGAUUCUAGAUAUGGUCGAUACUCUGGCUAUAGACAACAUGGUUCUGCUUCAGGACAAUCAUCAAGCUGUGGUCAACAUACAUCUGGAUCAUGCCAGUCCUCUAGCUAUGGCCAACGUGGGUCUGGAUUAGGUCAAUCUUCUAGCUACCCUCAACAGAGGUCUGGAUCAGGACAGUCUUCUGAGCAUGUCCAGUGUGACUCUGGCUCAAGUCAGUCCUCUAGCCAUGGCCAGUUUGGGUCUGAAUGGAGUCAGUCUUCUAGCUAUGGCCAACACAGAUCUUCCUUGGGUCAGUGUUCUACCCAGAGUCAACAGGGAUCUGGCUUGGGUCAGGGUUCUACUUCUGGACAAUAUGGGACUGGCUUGUGUCACUCAUCUUACUCUGAACAAGGUGGUUCUGGAUUUGGUCAGUGUUCCAGCUAUGAGCAACAUGAAUUACAAGGGAGAUGUAGGUCUAGUUCAAGUGGAACUCAUGAUAGGUACAGUAGACCCCAAAUAGGCUCAACCCCCAAUCAAUCAAGAAGAAACAGCCAGGAAUGGUCAGGGUACAGCCAAAAAGAAAGAAGUAGGAGUUGCAGCCCAUCAAGUAGCAAGUCAGAUGGAUAUGAGAGUAUUCACGGACAAUCAAGAACAUGUAGGCAACAAAGCCAAGGAUGCAGCCAGGGUCAAAGGGAAUCUGGCUGCAGCCAUUCAAAUUGUAAUGAAGGACAACCAAGAAGCAGUUAUAGACAAGUAGAAAGCUCCUCAAGUUGUGGCUUUAGACAGUUUACUCCCUCCUAUGGACAGUCUAGAUCCAACACUACCAACACACUGUUAAUUUGCAAGGAGGAUAAUAGACAAGGUGGCUAUUACUACCAGAGAGAAGCGGGUAACUAUAAAGGGGGAGAUACAAAUUCAAGUUCCCACAGUUUCCGCAGCAGCACUCCACUCUAUGAAUAUAUGCAAGAGCAGAGGUGCUAAUUCAAGUGAUGGAUAAUAUAUAACUUGAAAUAACUCAAGUAGUAGUUUAAGAAUUAUGAAACUUACAUACAAGCAAUUCAUUAUGAAACUUCUUUCUAACAGUGGAUGUAUCUAUUUCUGUAUUUUCCUUGUAAACAUGAAACUGUACUCAAUUCCUUGUUAUUGUGUUCCUUCCAAAGAAUGUAUGGUACAGGGGUUACUUUGUUAGGAAAUACUGAGUUGAAUACAUAAUGUGUGGGAAUAAAUUUGGAAUAAUAAUGCAAACCAUUUAAGGAGCUUGGGGUUUAGUUGAGGUGUCUUUUUGAGAACUCCUUUUUCAUACGAUGCCAAAACUAAUCUUUCAUAUCUAGAGAGCAAAAAAUUAUAAAUGUGUUGCCAGUUCUGGAGCCAAAGCUUUUCUUACAGUAACAUGGACCAUAAUUUUUUCUGUGCUCCACAAUGGAUGGUGGCAGAAAGGAGAAGACCCUAAAAGCAAAGAUGCAGCAUUAAUAGCAUCUUUGCUUAUCAAAACCACCAAGCCUCUAUUCUUAGCUGCAUCUUUAAGGAGUAAACUCAUUACAACAAUAGGCAUUAAAAAGUGGCACCAGGUACUUCUCCAUAACCUGUGAGUGAGAGCAUUUUUUCUUAAAGAGAAGGGAUGAAUCAGUACAGGAUUAAAGGAUCCAAAUAUGGGCUCUGAUGCGGUUUCAGCAAGAAAAAUCUUGACCCCUAAGACUAAGAAUUUUCUCCAGGUUAAAAAAAAACUUAGAAGAGCAAUAGCAUGAAAAUACAAUAUCUCUAAACUACUUCUAUAGUUCACUGGCCUUCCUCAUAGGAAAAUAUAAUUUAUAUAGCGAUGGAACAAAACACUGUCAGCCACUGCUUUAUAGUUUCUUAGUUUGACUAUAGCAUAUUUGUUUCAAGUUUUGGGAUUCAAAUAACUGGACUGCAUUAAAACGGACAAUAAAUAAUUGUAAUCAAA